This is a messenger RNA of Manduca sexta (tobacco hornworm), 2984 nucleotides long. It is a transcript of the gene msl-3, whose product is annotated as protein male-specific lethal-3. The transcript is spliced from 13 exons. The record is from RefSeq and is a predicted model, not a curated record. Gene Ontology annotation, cellular component: MSL complex; nucleus; NuA4 histone acetyltransferase complex. Lineage: Eukaryota; Metazoa; Arthropoda; Insecta; Lepidoptera; Sphingidae. Gene Ontology annotation, biological process: regulation of DNA-templated transcription; chromatin organization. Bases 308 to 1984 code for a protein of 558 amino acids.
AACGAAGCCAAACAAAACAAACAUCUGCGGCGGCCGACGCCCAAACAAAUUAUUAUUUUCUGUAAAAUAGGCGUGUCUAGGGCGUGUCGCCAGUUAAAAUAUACUCUCACAGCAACUCGGUCGGUCUCGACUUCCAGUCCUCGACAUAUAUUUUCAAAAUUAAUUGCAACAAAAUAUUUAAAAGUUGUUCAGUUAAUUUUAGUAUUUUGUGUUUUAAAGUGAUUUUUUAACAUAAUCCAGUUACAUAAUUUACUAUAAUUUGUCAACUACCUCUAGUUAAAUUUUCUUUGCUAAGAAGAAACUAAGAAUGGUGUCUACAAGAGGCAUACGGUACAAGUUUAGCGAAGGGGAACGCGUGUUGUGCUACGAACCUGACCCGACGAAAGCCAAAGUUCUGUACGACUCCAAAGUUUUGGAAGUGAUUGAGGGCAAGGAUAGGCGUGGCCGUCGCUCGGUGGAAUAUCUCAUACACUUCCAAGGCUGGAACUCCUCAUGGGACCGUUGUGUCAGUGAAGACUUUGUGUUGAAAGAUACAGAGGAGAAUAGACAGCUACAGAGGGAUUUGGCUGAAAAGUCUCAGCUUCAGCUCUUGUCAAUUAACAGAGGAGCGUAUUUAUAUCGACGUGAACGCAAGAAGGGUGGCAGUAACAACACAGGUGCCGGGCCCGCGAAGCGACCGCGGCAUGGCUUUAGCGACGACGGCUCCUCUACGAGCACGCAACCCGAUGUAUUGUUAGAAGGUGAGACGGGCGACACGGACUCGUCGUCCGCGUCGGGCUCCAGUUCCCAGCCGCGCUCGCCGCCGCCGCCCAACAUCGCGCAGGUCGGCAGGGCUCAUAUAACGCUGCCUUCCGCACUCAGGGAUCGUCUAACUUUCGACUACCACCUGGUGGUGAAACGCGGUCGCCUGUCGCGUUUGCCUGCGACUCCGUGUGCGGCGCAAAUUCUAGAGUCGUUCGUGAAGUGGUUCGCGCGCGCGGGGGCGUGGCACCAGGCGCGCGGCCGACACGACCCCCCACAGAAGCCAGACAUUUUGGAUGUCUCUUGCCGGUUGAAUUUAGUGCGCGAAGUUGCUGACGGCCUGCGAGUGUAUUUCGAUUUCAUAUUGCGCGGACAUCUUCUAUACAAACAGGAGCUCAACCAGUACCAUGAGAUUUGUGGUCAGUUCAUUGACGAGCAAGAAGAAGAAAGAAAGUCCUCUUUGGAAGAGGAAAUGGACGAUGACCAACAAUCUCAGGACGAAGCACUCAACUCUAUUGAGGACGAAAUGAAAAGCCCAAAGAUGCCGGAAUACGCACACCUGCCCCCAGACCCCAUGGAUGCAGACAGAUAUGAUAGCCAAAACAACAGCAACGACGAGGCGGACAUCAGUAAAAUGGAUCUGAAUGAUAAAUGCGCGUCUAAGAGCGACUCGGCGCCGGAAGACAAUCAAAAUGGCGGCUCGGAGAAGUCACGCGAUGAGAACUGCGCCUCGCGCAUCGGGAAUGUGGCAAGGAGGCUGCGAUCGCACAAGUCUGUCGUGUCGCAGUCGGAGAAUGAAGAGCCGGCGCCCUCCACGUCCACGGGGGAGCCGCGCACAUUCGAAACACUUUCAUCUAGCGUGGGCAGCAGCGGGUCGUCGCUGAGUGAGGGCUGGGCGCGGGGCGCGGCGGGCGCGGGCGGCGCGGGGGGCGCGGGGGGAGCGGCGCCGGGCGGGACGGCCUCCACGCGCACGCCGCUCUCGUUGCUGCUCGACAAGGUAGCAAAAUGGCAAAUCAUUCCGCGAGAAGGCACUGAACAUCUUCCUUGCCGGGUGUACGGAGCGAUCCAUCUAGCCAGACUUUUUGUGAAAUUGCCAGAUUUCCUGAAUGCCACUCAAAUGCCAGAUUUCAAGUUGAAACUCAUCGUGAAACACAUUGAUAUGUUUGUCCAGUACCUGGACGAGCACAGCGAGUGGUUCGGCGAGGUGUACUACAUCGCCGACAGCAUGUCACGAUCGCACUGAACUCACUAACAAUUCCUAUGAAUCAUCAACGCCGCCUAAUGUCUACACAUUUCUAGUUAGAUACAUCAAUGAUUUUUUCAUCUGCAAUUAGUGACAUGCUUGAAAAAUUCGCGUAUCAUUUGUAAGCUUAUUUGUAGUUUUAAAAUAAUGGUAGAAUGAAAACUUCUUAGCAUACGACAAACGAGUGACUUGUUAUAAAAGCCUUUCAGUAGUGUUGUUGAAUAGUUAUUAUAGAUGCUCGAGCAUAGUACGAGACACCGCAUUUAGCGGCUCAGAUCAAAUAUUAACAAUUUACUGAGAUAAAUAAUAAGUUCAAACACUGUUAUAUUUUACGAAAUACUAACAUGGUUAAUGUUGGAAAAAUGAGAUACUUAUUUAAAUUUUCAACAUUGUAGAAGAGGCGUAUCUAGUCUUGCCUAGAAUAUAUUUACACAAAGUGCAGAGUAGUUUCAAUCAAAUAUGUACACAUAAUAAUAAUAUUAAAAUUUGGAACUUAAGACAUGCAAAGGUUAAGGCAUUUCGUGCAACUAAAAUCGUAGUUAUCGAUGCAAUACAACAUGAAUGAUAAGGGACGGCAGCUUGUAAGUUUCAAGUUCAAAUACACACGCAUAGUAUUAGGUACUUACUCAUAAUAAUUCUAGAUUUACAUACUUACUGUGAGCAAUAUUCAUUUAUGACAAGUGAGCCGCUAUAUCUCCAACAGUAUUAUGUACUAGCUUCAACCUUGACCUGCACUGUUAAAUUAGCACUAUAUUUAUUUAUAUAUUGAAGACCAAAACGGAGACAAAAAUCUAAAUUACUGUGAUUUUCUACGACUGAUCGAUGUUGUUAAAUUACCUAAUUGACAAAGAAUAUAGGAACAUCAAAAACGAGAACAAGCUAUUAUAAAAUGAUAUAAAUAGCAUCUUUUAGCAUUUGUGUGUGGUUUCCUUUAUUUAAUGCGUCUUAGACGGUGAUGUAGAACAUAAUCCUAAUAAAUAAAGCACAAAUUUCAUUUCAA